Messenger RNA from Lampris incognitus (smalleye Pacific opah), 1359 nucleotides. It is a transcript of the gene slc25a14, whose product is annotated as solute carrier family 25 member 14. The record is from RefSeq and is a predicted model, not a curated record. The transcript has 9 exons. Gene Ontology annotation, cellular component: mitochondrial membrane. Bases 186 to 1046 code for a protein of 286 amino acids. Gene Ontology annotation, biological process: mitochondrial transport. NCBI's taxonomy places the organism in Eukaryota, Metazoa, Chordata, Actinopteri, Lampriformes, Lampridae.
CACAUCCAGGGGUUGCAACUUUUUUCAGCGCGCCCUCGUUUCAUUAAAGUUGCCCCGCUCAUCUGGAUAAGUCAUGGGGGACAAAGUCAAGUAGCAAGGCGGAGGCUGUCACCCACACAAAAGGCGGCCUGCUUUUGUUCAUAGCAGGGCUGCAGCAGGUGGAGGCGGCCGCCGCCGCCACAGAGAUGGCCAACUUGAACUGGAAACCGUUCAUCUACGGAGGGAUGGCCUCGAUUGUCGCAGAGUUUGGUACUUUCCCCAUCGACCUCACCAAGACACGGUUACAAGUCCAGGGUCAAUCCCAGUACAUGGAGGUCCGCUACAAGGGAAUGUUCCAUGCCCUUUUCAGGAUCGGCAAGGAGGAGGGCAUCCGGGCGCUGUAUUCUGGAAUCUCCCCAGCCCUCCUGAGGCAAGCCUCAUAUGGGACCAUCAAGAUAGGAACAUACAACACUUUGAAGAGACUGUUUGUCAGUCGGCCAGAAGAUGAGACCAUGGUCAUCAAUGUCUUCUGUGGGGUGGUUUCUGGGGUACUGUCUUCCUCCCUGGCCAACCCUACAGACGUCCUCAAGAUUAGAAUGCAGGCCCAGGGAAGCCUGCUGCAGGGCAGCAUGAUGUCAAACUUCAUCAACAUCUACCAGACAGAGGGCACCAAGGGACUUUGGAGGGGUGUCAUCCCCACAGCCCAGCGAGCGGCCAUCGUCGUUGGGGUUGAACUUCCUGUUUAUGACAUCACAAAGAAGCACCUCAUUCGCUCCGGUCUCAUGGGAGACACUAUUCUAGCACAUUUCAUUUCCAGUUUCACUUGUGGGCUGGCGGGGGCACUGGCAUCCAACCCUGUGGACGUGGUCCGGACCCGAAUGAUGAACCAACGGGUUAUCUCCGGGAGCCCCAUGUACAGGGGAACGCUGGACGGAGUAAUGCAGACGUGGAAAAAUGAGGGAUUCUUUGCUCUCUACAAAGGCUUCUGGCCUAACUGGCUCAGAUUGGGGCCAUGGAACAUCAUUUUCUUCAUCACCUUUGAGCAGCUGAAGAAGCUCCCAUUUUAACCCGAGCAGGAAGCAAGACUGUCUGACAACCAGACCACGUGUGAGUCGGGUGGGGGUCAUGGGUGGAGUCAACGUGGGAAAAAUCCCUUGCCCUUUUGACCUCUUUAAGUUCACAACCUUUCCCAAAGUCACACCAUUGAUGCGUCUUCGCACACUCAAUCGUAUAUUGCUUUUAUCUUGAUUGUUUUUUUUUUCUAAACAUAUUUAUUGUUGUUGGUUUUUGCUGUUGUUUUUAAGAAUGUUGCUUUUGUCAUCACGCUUGCCCUCAACUGCCCUUGAUGAAAGCUUUCAGGCAGCUAAAUGUUUGGUGGUA